Molecule: messenger RNA, 3435 nt
Organism: Pseudozyma flocculosa PF-1
Lineage: Eukaryota; Fungi; Basidiomycota; Ustilaginomycetes; Ustilaginales; Ustilaginaceae
Exons: 3
Coding region: 1-3435 (1144 amino acids)
Biological process (GO): protein import into nucleus
Cellular component (GO): cytosol; nuclear envelope
Molecular function (GO): small GTPase binding
Source: RefSeq, a predicted model, not a curated record
AUGUCAGACGCCGCCGCCGCCGUGCAGGCCGUCGUACAGGUCCUCACCCUCGCCGUCUCCCAGGAUCCGGCCCAGCUCAGCCGCGCCAACCAGCAGCUCGAGGAGUGGGAGAGGGAACCCCGCUUCUGGCUCAUCCUCCUCCAGAUUGCCUUUGACCGCGAUCAUAGCACUGCAGAUGCCACCGCCACCGCCACCACCGCACACCAUGCCAUCCGCACCCUCGCCAUCAUCCGCUUCAAGAACGGCGUCGACAAGUUCUGGCGCUCCCGCGUCGUCGCGCGCGUCACCGUCACCAUCCCCGCAGACGUCAAGCACCAGAUCCGACACGCCCUCUUCCAGUGCCUCUACGAGCCAGACCGAACAAUAGCCCUCCAGGCCGCCGUCGCCAUAUCCAGAAUCGCCCGCAACGACUACCCGCGAGACUGGCCCGACCUCUUCACCAACCUCCAGCGCGCCAUGGUCGACGCCCACGCCGCCCUCGAGCGCCUCGGCCCGGCGCCCCUUGCCCCGUCGACAGAGGACCCGGCAUCCCACAGCGCAAGGCUGCUCAACACCACCAUCCUCAUGCGCGCCGCAGACGUGUGCGCAAAGACGCUCAAGGAGCUCGAGUCGGUCAAGAUCCUCGCCGGAAAGAUGCGCAUGACUGAGCUCUCGCGCGAGCUCCUCCCCAGCCUCCAUCCCAUCUUCCAGCAGUACUUUGCCGAGACCUUUAGCCUCCCUCGGCCGCGAGCAUCUCCAUCCGCGUCGUCAUCGGCGUCUCCCUCGACGUCGACGACGACCUCGGCUGCGCCCGCCGACCUCGCCUCGCUCUCGGCGUGGGCAUCGGCCCCGCUGCGCGCCGAGCAGGUGCGCACCAGCCACCUUCUGCUCAAGGCCAUCUCCCGCCUCGCCGUCGCCGACAUGGGCAUGAUCUCGCGCACCGCCUCGGCCGAGGGCGGCAACAGCGAAAACCGCGCCCUCGCCUUCUUCCGCUCCACGCCCCACGCCCUCCAGACGCUCAAGGACACGCGCCUCGCCUACCUUGGCUUGCUGCGCUCCUCCUCCACCUCGUCUUCGUCUUUGCCGUCGUCGUCGUCGUCGUCGUCGAUGGCCGGCGGGACAUCGCUGCUGGCCGCCCUGACCAAGCACCUGCACUCGUUUGGCAAGUUCUUCCUGUCGCUCAUCCAAAAGGACAAGGGCAAGGCCGCCUUCUGGGACGGCUGGACCGACGUCGUCGGCUGGUACUGGGUCCAGGCCAAGGACGUGUCGCCCGACAGCCUGGCGGUACCGCGCGACCGGUACGCCGACCACGGCGCGCUGAUCGACUACCCGCCGCGCUUUGUCGUCCAGGCGCUGGUGCUCUUGAAAAAGUCGCUCGUAGAGUGGAAGGGCAAGCCCGAGGCCGGCGUCUUUGGCUCGCAGCCGUUUGCCAUCGAGGCCACCGACGUCCUCGUGCGCAAGCUCAUGCGCCUCAACGCCGACGACCUCGAGCGCUGGCAGGCCGACCCCGAGGAGUGGAGCGUGGGCGAGGAGCAGGAAAACUACGAACUCGACAUCCGGCCCGCCGCCGAGCGCACCCUCAUGGUGCUGGCGCAGCACACCAAGCCCAUCGGCGUCGUCGGCGAGCACCUGUGGAAGCACCUCGAGGCCACGGCGGCCCUCUCGCCGGACGCGCUCGACGACGUCCUGACGCGCGACGCCGUCUACGCCGCCGUCGGCCGCUGCCGCGACUACCUCUGCCGGCCCGGCGGCCCGGAUGGCGACGACGACGGCGACGACGUGCCGACCGCCAACCAGCGCAUGGGCCGCAGCUCGGCGAGCCCGCUGUGGAUUGUGGUGCGGCGGCGGAUCGCGUGGCUGCUGUGGGAGUGGUCGGAGCAGGUGCUCGUCGAGUCGCGGCCGGCCGUCUACGCGCUGCUGGUCGAGCUGCUGUCGGACGUGCCCGGGCGCACCGACGUGGCCGUGCGGCUGGCGUCGGCGCGCUGCAUCGCGGCGCUGGCGGAUGCGCUCGAGUUCGACGCCGACGGCUUCAUGCCCUACCUCUCGGACGCGCUCCAGAGCCUGGCGACGCUGGCGGCGGCGAGCGAGCUGCACGAGAUGGAGAGCAUCAAGACGUGCACCGACUCGCUCUCGGUGCUCAUCGAGCGCAUGGGCCCGCGCGUGGCGCCGCACUCGGACGCCCUCGUCGACCUGGUGCCGAUGCUGUGGCAGCAGGAGGACCCGGACUGCAAGGCCAAACCGUCGGUCAUCGUCUUCAUCUCCAAGAUCCUGCGCGCCAUCGAGCUGCUGCCCGCCGAGGGGCAGACGGCGGCGCUGACGGCCAAGCUGCACGGCGUCGUGGCGCCCAUUGUGCGCGACUCGCUGAGUCCGGCCGUGUCGCACCUGCUGGCCAAGGACGCGCUGUCGCUCCUCUACGUGCGCGCGCUCCACUCGACGGCGACCAUGACGCCGCCGCUGCUCCACGUCCUCGAGCUGGCAAAGGACCUCAUCGCCCAGCCCGACUACUGCGUCGAAAUCUGCCGGGCCAUCGAAGAGGUGUCGAUGCUGAGCCCGCUCGCGAUGCUCGAAACGUACGGCCGCGACAUCCUGUCGGCCUUUGCCGCCAUCCUGGCCGAUCCGAGCAGCCCCAUGGUGCUGGCGCCCGUCGCGGCGCUCGACACCUUGGUCCAGGCGCUGGCGGGCCUGCCCAACUGGCUCGAGGUGCGCGACACGUGGAUGCAGGUGCUCGACUCGACGGGCAUCGUCACGGCCCUCGUCGGCUGCCUGCUCCACACAAAGGAGUCGGCCAGCAUCGCCACCCACUUUGUCGGCCUCGUCUGCCGCAUCGCCUUCUACGCGCCCGGCGCGUCGUUCCUCGGCCUCAUCCGCUCCGCGUCGAGGCACGCGCACAUGGCAUCGACCUACCCGGACUCGACGCUCAUCUGGCCGCCCCUCGUCUCGCUCGUCUGCCAGCGCUUUGAAAACAUGGCGUCGGCGCGCAAGCGAAAGGUGACGGCGCUCGGCCUCGCCGCGCUCCUCGAUGCCGCCGUCGUCGAGCAGGGCGUCUCGCCGGGCAACGCCGACACGCGCGAGGUGUUUGCAAAGGUGCCCGACAUGAUUGCCGUCUGGUCCGAGGCGGUGGCCGAGAUCCGCGAGAGCCGGUCAAACGACUUUAGCAAAUACACGCGCCCGACGUCGCCGAUCGCGUCGAUGGAGCUCGACGCCUUUUUCGACGACGACGACGACCUCGGCGGCGGCAGCGGCGGCGGGUGGCUCGAGGACACGUCGCCUGGCUCGGCGCGCGCGCGCCACAUUGCGCUCUCGGACCGCGCGCUCACCGUGUCGCUGGCGGCGCACCUCUCCGAGGUCCUGACGCGCGCCCAGACCCAGGACGCGACGGGCUCGUUUGCCGCCGUCAUGCAGACCAUCGAUCCGCUCGUGCUCGACAUGUUCCGCAGCGACCUGGCAUCCGCCUGA